GCCAGAACUUGGCCAUUUACGCAAGUAUUCGCUGCGUAAAAAUCGCUUUUGACACGUUUGGUAUAAGCCAUCGACAGCGCGCAGCUUUUGCGCCCGACGAAGGCGUGCAGAGACCUUCAGCAUGGAUGACCCCAUGCACGACGAGGCGCGCACGCUCGCGGCGGACCAGAGUGCGGAAGCGAUCCGCGAGGCGUACGCGCGCGAGCAGGCCGCAGCUGCCGACGACAAGGCCGCGCCCCUGGUCCAGGGCGUCGACGACGAGUGGGCCGACUGGCGCGGCUGCGUUUGCGGCGGCAGCUACUACGGCGAGAUGGUCGCGUGCGAAGGCGGCUGCGACAACUGGUUCCACUUUGCGUGCGUCGGCUUGACGCGGCUGCCGCGCGGCGAGUGGCUCUGCCAGGACUGCAAGAAGCCGAAGAAGCGCCGCGUCGAGAAGCAGCCGGAGCCGCUCCCGUCGCCUCCGAAGAAGAAGAAGGAGAACCGCGCCCACUCGAAAGAAGAACGAAAGGACCGCGAGGAGCUCGAGGCGCUCGUCGAGAAGGCGCGGCCGCUACGCUUCGAGGGCGGCAUGGCCCCGGCCGACCACGCCUGCGCGGGCGCGGGGUUCUGUUCGUUGGACCCCAAGGUCUUCGCGCCGCUGCGCCAGCUCCACGGCAGCAUCGUGGCGGCGCUCAAGCGAGGCAAGCUCCUGCAGUCGUGGGAGGGCAAGGGCUCGGACGUGCGCAAGAAGGGCUACGCGUUCCUGCCCGCGAGCCUCGCGAAGUGGGACCGCAAACGAUUGGAGGCGUGCGGCCUCCAGUUCUGGGCCCCCGAGAAGGAGGGCUUGGACGCGAAGCGGGACUGCGAGGCGAACUGGCGGAGCAGCUUUACUUUACUGGAGCAGGACGUCGACCGAAAGGCGCGGAAGGCCCUCGCGGCGGUCGUAGACCUCGUGAAGGAGCGGGUCGCGGAGAAGUACCGGAAGUACGUCUCCCUCGAGAACCUCAUCGCGCUGCAGCCGAACUUGCACAACGACGCGCGGCAUUUGCCUCCUCAUCUCGAUUUCCCCAUGCACGAGGGCUUUGGCGUCGUCAUCGUGACGAUCCAGAUGGCGGGGCCGCCCUCGAUCAUAGCUUUGCUCAAGGGCACGGAAUCCGACUUUGAGGUCUUCACGGAGGAGCAGCGCGAAAAGUGCUGGACUUUUCCGCUCCAAGUGGGCGACUGCUACGUGCUGUCGGGAGACGCUCGAAACGUGUGCGACCACGGCGUGUUGUGCGGUAGCUCUCGCCGGUCGGCCGGCGCGGACGAGCCGCGCGAGUCCAUGAACCUACGCUUCGGGCUCCACACGCCCGCGUUCGCGAACAAGGAGGUCUACUGGCAGUUCGCGCCGCGCAAGGAGCCGCGGAAGCCGAAGCGCGAGCCCAAGCCCCGAGCGGCGCCCACGCGGGCGUCGGCGCGGCUCGCGAAGCCUCCUGCUGCUGCGGAUACUACUACGAAGCCUUAGCUGUGUUGAUAUAUAAUAUUUUCGAUUUGUAA
Pelagomonas calceolata is the source of this 1515-nucleotide messenger RNA. The record is from the annotation of a GenBank genome assembly. NCBI's taxonomy places the organism in Eukaryota, Pelagophyceae, Pelagomonadales, Pelagomonadaceae.